CCCUCCAGUACACAGAGAAAAACACUGGACAGCAGCACCAGUGCUCCGAUGUAUAAUGGACAAUGGUGUGAAGCUGAGACCGUUACCACGCAGGUUGUCUGGGACAACAAACCUUUUCAAAUGUGGGCAAGUAGCUGCUGUUGGAUCCCCACAGUUUACUAUGGUUGGGGCCACCCAUGGACAUUGAGCACUCUUGUUGAUCUGGGAGAAAGAUCUGACACUAAACAACCAAACAGAUCACCAGAGAUUGCCAUCCUUCCUUUCCUAAGAGUUCCUCAGAACUGCCCGCGGACAUACAGGCUGAUGUCCUUUGAUCCCGAUGGGGACAAAGUCAGAUGCAGAUAUGGAAAUCCAGGAAGUCAGGAGUGCGCCGGAUGUACCCAACAUCCAGGCUUCCACUUGGACCAGGACUCCUGCACACUACACUACCAAAACACUAAUGCCGACCCCAGCGUUCGUUCAUUUGAGAUAGUGGUGGAGGAUUUCCCACGAGGACACAUCAGUCUGAACUACACAGACGGUUCCCGAUCCUACAGGUCUCCACUGUCUGCAAGGAGGAGGAAACGACAGGUCACAAACCCAUGGUACGCACAAACUACAAUUGCAGGGUGGGGGUAUCCAGGGACUACAGCUGCACCCAGAACCACUACCACACAAGGGACUACAGCUGCACCCAGAACCACUACCACACAAGGGACUACAGCUGCACCCAGAACCACUACCACACAAGGGACUACAGCUGCACCCAGAACCACUACCACACAAGGGACUACACCUGCACCCAGAACCACUACCACACAAGGGACUACAGCUGCACCCAGAACCACUACCACAGAAGUGACUACAACUAUCCCAUGGUGGUGGACUACCAGAAUACCUUUGCAGGCCACCACUUCUCCCCUCAGUAAAUUACCUUUGCAGUUCUCUUUUCUUGUGGAUCCGCCGGUUCCUUCAUGCCAGGAGGGGCUGUAUUUGCCAAUGUUUGUGCACCCAACACCUGCAAAUGGAGAACAGAUUCACGCAGAGGUCAACAAAGAGGUUGAGAUCAGAAUCAAAGCACAGGCAUCAUAUGCAGCAAUACAAGACAUCAUCAUCAGCGGGCCAAUGAAUAUGACUAAGCACAGAACCACACAUGAUGAGUUUGUCCUGCGGUGGACUCCACUCUCAAGCGACCUGGGAGAUUAUUUCCCAGUCUGCUUUGCUGUUGAAUCAGCCACAGGGUCAGCAGCAACCAGUUCUCUGGGCUAUACCCACUCUCAUUCCCAUUUUGCUACCCCAACCUCACAGUCAGGCGUCUAUCAGUCUGAGAUGAGGUGUGUUGUCUUGCAAGUCGGGAAGAAAGAAAUUAAAACCAAUGUGAUCUGCACUGAGUCUACAAUGACAGUAGAGGUUGAGAAAUCAUCCUUCAAUGGACUCCAUGAGAAUCAUCUGCGCCUCAGUGAAUCCAGCAACACCCUCUGCAGCCUCGAGAGAUACUCCAACAGCACUCACAUCAUUGGUGUCAUCCCUCUCAAUGCCUGUGGCACUCAGAUCGAGGAAGAUGCAGAAAAUCUCAUUUUCAAGAAUGAAAUCACCACAGUGGAUGACAGCAGAGAUCUGAUCACCAGGAAGCAUCACCUCGAAGUUGAGUUCUACUGUCAGUAUCCCAAAAAGGGAAAUGUGUCUCUGGGCUUCACAGCACACAGGAAGAGCGUGGAAGUGUGGGACAAAGGCUUUGGCAAGUUCACCUACCAGUUUGAGUUCUACCCCAACAACCAGUUCCAAAACAUGAUUGAUCCAAAUUCAUACCCUCUGGAGUAUGAUGUGGGGCAGAAGAUUUACAUGGAGAUAGAUGCUUCCACUAUGGUCAAUGACACCGAGAUAUUUGUGGAGUCCUGCAGAGCCUCACCAUAUGACAACCCCAACUACCACCCAAUCUACUCCAUCAUUGAAGAUGGAUGUCCAGUGGACCCAACUGUGAUGGUCCAUGCCACUGACAACAAGAGGCAGUUUCGAUUCUGCAUUGAGGCCUUCAAGUUCAUCGGCUUGUACGAUCAGGUAUACAUCAGCUGUUCAGUAAUCAUGUGUAAGGCUGGAGACCCCAACACCAGGUGCUCACAGGGAUGCAUCAACUCCACAUCAAAUGAUCACCACCACGUCAGAAAGAGGGAUGCUGCCUUCCAGACUGCACAGCACUUCAUUUCCCAGGGUCCCCUGCGCUUAAAACGGUCAGCAGACAUCAGCAGCACUGCAGGGAACAACCUGAACCUGAACCUGAACCUGGUCUUCAUCGCUGGAUGUCUCCUUGUUGCUGUUGGUAUGAUCUGUGGUGUGGCCAUGUACAGGUCCAAAAUGUCAAAGGUCAAGUACCAGCCUUUGCCCUCAUGUGAAAGUUAA
Messenger RNA from Archocentrus centrarchus (flier cichlid), 2376 nucleotides. Its product is annotated as CUB and zona pellucida-like domain-containing protein 1. The record is from RefSeq and is a predicted model, not a curated record. The transcript is spliced from 13 exons. Lineage: Eukaryota; Metazoa; Chordata; Actinopteri; Cichliformes; Cichlidae. The coding region runs from base 49 to 2376 and encodes 775 amino acids.